This is a messenger RNA of Aspergillus pseudonomiae, 1394 nucleotides long. Its product is annotated as S-adenosyl-L-methionine-dependent methyltransferase. The transcript has a single exon. Gene Ontology annotation, molecular function: S-adenosylmethionine-dependent methyltransferase activity. Bases 54 to 1154 code for a protein of 366 amino acids. The record is from RefSeq and is a predicted model, not a curated record. Lineage: Eukaryota; Fungi; Ascomycota; Eurotiomycetes; Eurotiales; Aspergillaceae.
CUUAACCGCCUCAUGCGAUACGAACCGAGUUUCCCUGAAGAACAUACCGACCAAUGAUUUCAAGCUCCGAAGCUGUCGGUGGAGUAUGGAGUUGUGGACCUCCCACGGGAAGGGUACGUAACAAGAACUAUUUGUGGCGAGUUAAGUCACCAGCUUCCCACCUCCGACACUGCACUUCCCCGUAUUUCACUUCCAAAGUUGUGACACCCCCCCUACAUUAUAUCUGUCCAGGGCUCUUCAAAGCCUCAAGUCAAGUGCGACAGUUGCCUCUUCGCUACGCAUCAACCAGACAACCGCCGAAAAUGACUGGCCAGGUCAACAUCGAUCCGAAAGACAUCCAAGCCCAUCUUUCCAGUUACGAGGGUGACAAGUACGUCGAAGGCUGGGCUGCACUAUGGGAUAAAGGUGACAGCCUGCCCUGGGACCGGGGGUUUCCCAAUCCCGCGUUGGAAGAUGUCCUAGUCCAGCGACGUGCAAUCAUCGGCGGGCCCAUUGCCCAGGAUGCACAGGGUCGGCUUUACAGACGGAAGGCCCUGGUGCCAGGCUGUGGCAGGGGAGUCGAUGUCCUGCUGUUAGCUAGCUUUGGGUACGAUGCCUACGGGCUUGAAUAUAGCGCCAGUGCUGUCGAGGUGUGCAAGAAGGAGGCGAAGGAGCAUCACAGUCGGUAUCCGGUGCAAGACCAGGCACUUGGUCGCGGCAAAGUCAGCUUUGUUCAGGGUGAUUUCUUCGAUGAUGCCUGGCUGCAGAAAAUUGAGGGCUCUGCAAAUGGGUUCGACCUUGUCUAUGACUACACGUUCUUCUGCGCUUUAAGGCCGGUGCUUCGCCCCAAGUGGGCUCUCCGACACACCCAAUUGCUGGCCCCGUCGCCAGCAGGAAAAUUGAUUUGCCUGGAGUUUCCUCUUCAUAAAGACCCCCAGGCUGCGGGGCCGCCAUACGGCUUGUCUUCGGAAAUGUACAUGGCGCACCUAACUCAUCCAGGGGAAGAGAUCCCCUACGAUGACAAGGGUCGUGUCCAGUACGACCCUCAACAGGGCCCGAGCGAAGCCGGACUAGAGAGAGUGGCGUAUUGGCAGCCGGAGCGAACGCACAAAGUUGGCCAGGGUGAGAAUGGUGUAAUUCAUGACAGGGUUUCUGUUUGGAGUAGACGUACUUAGACCAGCAUGAUACGGUCGUCACAUAUGUAUUCAUCUACCCUACUUGCUCGCAAGAAUGACAUGCAAAUUACCAGAACAAGAUGUAUUAUGAGCAAUGUUCCUCUUCCUAAAAGCGAAUGUAAAGCCUCCGAAAAACUUGUCAGGGCCUGCGAUAAGCCUAUUCUCUUGGUAGGUCUUCAUCAAUGGCUUCUAAUCUAGCUCUAUGUUUCUAUAUAUACAACCUGAUUGCGUGCAUCACUC